UCUAACGCCAUCCGGCCCAAGUGGUUAUCCGGCGACCGAAAGUGACAGUGAGUCAUUCGCUGACUGGUUGUUGGUUGUUAAAGAAGUCAAUGGCCUCAUUUGGUUGUUAGUGUUUAGUGAUCGUAGUGAAAUAAAUAUUUCGAUUUUGAAAUGGAAGCGGACGUUCUGAACGCGCUGAAUACCCAGACGGCGUACCUGCCGGGUGGGCGGGAUCGUGAUGCACAUCCGUUGAUCGUGAUCCCCGUUCCGUUCUACGACAGUCUGCCAUGGAUGAAGGGCUUUCUGGAGACUACCGUCAAGUACAUACUGUCUACAUUGAGCUCCGAAACCAUCGCAGCAGGCUUCACCGUCAUCCUAGACGCGCAAAAGUGCUCCUGGCGAUCGGCUCGCCAGUACAUUCGGCAUGCCCAGUCACUGCUCGAACCGAACCUGGACAGUUUCCUGGUAAUCCGGCCGGAUGCCUUUUGGGAGAAAAAUCGGGUGGAAAAUUGCACCCGGCAGCACCGUCAAGGCGAGCCGACCGUCAUCUCCAAAUCUCGUCUCAUCAAGUACUUUGAGUUGAGCGAACUCCCCGAGGAGCUGGGUGGAACUGGGAGCUACAACCACGACCAGUGGAUACAGAACCGGCUGCGCAUCGAGGAAUUCCGAAAAUCCUACGAUAAAGCGAUCGGUGACCUAGAAAACCUGCAUCGGCUGCUGCUGGACAACCGGACGGUGCGGGCGAGUGAGUCGGAAGCGGCACUCAAAUCCUGUCGGCAGCUCAACCAAGACGUGCAGAAAUUUCUCGCCUUCAUCAUGGACGGUGGCAACAAACUGAUCGCCCACAUCGGAGACCUGCAAAGUACAAAACCAUUCAUAUCGCAGGACCUGCUCGAUAGUCGAGAAUCGAUCCAGCAGAUGCUGAACACCGUCGAGCGGAAACAGUCCACACUAAAUAUGGCACUGCACGAACUGGAACGAAACGUCGAAGAACUACGGGAACUGGCAACCCUGGAGGAGGGCGUAGUAUACGUCACCAACUGGAUUCUAACCACGGCGGAAACGAUGCUGAACGCUCAGUUGAAGGUGGGUUAUGACGUGGCGACCGCGGAGAAGCUUCGCCUAGAACACGAAAUACUGGAACUGCAGUGUUGGAAAAGCUACGGUUUCUACGCGGAACUGAUCUACAAAAUUGACAACUUUCCAAAGAUGAAGGAAUCGGUGGCCUACAAAGAUCUACUGUCUCAGCGCGAAUGGAUGGAUUUCGUUUGUCGAAGUUUUGCGCAACGGUUGGAACGGCGGAGGAAUGUGUUGAUCACCUCGGUACGGUUCUAUCGGCUGGUGGCCGAGUAUUUCGACCGAACCAGCGAGGUGUUCCAGUCGUUGAUCAUGGGCGAUAAGGUGGAGGAUUUCGAUUUGGCUAAUUCGAAGCUGCAGAAGCUGAAGGAUAGUCAACAUACAUUGGACUCAGUCGAAAAAGAAAUCAUUAAGGAGGGCGAAAAACUAAGCGACAUCCUCUCGAUGCCGGUAAAGGACGCAGUUGGCCGGGAAGUAAACGUAGACUACAGCGAAGACAUUGCAAAUGUUCGGGACAUCCUCGACGCAACAAUUUCCCGAUCUCGGAUAUUCGUGGAAAGUGUUGAACUGCAAAAACUAACCCUGGAUCAAAUCACUCACAUCUACAAGUACGAAAUGGACGCGGAAACUGCACUCCAGUGGAUGAACGAUCUAUACAAAGUGAUGAUUCGAUCGCAUACCCACGUGGGGACGAACGUUUACGAAAUCCAAACGCAGAAGGACGAACAUCAAACGUUUCAGGAAACGGGGAAAGGUACCUACAACUACGGUUGCCAGCUGUUGAAUGCAUCGCUUGCCUUGCGGCAAUCCUGCAAGCUGGAAACGGAUCGGAACAUUGAAAUGACCAAGCACAUGCAGGAGACGUGGAAGCAAUUUCAAGCCGUCAGUCAGGAGCAGUUGACGCGGUUGAGGGUAUCGGCGGUGUUUCAUCGAAGUGUCGAGGAACACUGUACUAAGUUGUACGAACUGAAGGAUAAUGUGCUGCGGAUCGGGGAAAUUGAAGAAACUAACCGACGGAAGGUUAGACUGCGAAAGUGUCUGGGCAGCCGGGAACGGUUGCUGGUGGAGGUGGGCCGAAUGGUGCGGCUGGGAAGGUUGCUUAAAACGAGACUGAAAGAACCGUUUCUGUUGGAUGAUCGCGUCGAAACAAUGGCAACUCCGGAAAAUGUCCUAGCCGAGUCGGACAACAUAAUGGCUUGUGAAGCGAUUUCCGCACGUCUGGCUGAGGUUUCUCGGAUCGCCGAGUCUCUGGACAGUGUUCUGAGAGACGUACAGGGUGGAUUCGAUGAAGUGGACGAGGAAGUGAUCGGCGUUUCCGGCCAAGGAGAUCAAUCCAGCGGCUCGGACAAGAAGCUCGACGGCAGUAACCAUAGUGAUGAUUGGAGUUGCAGCAUGAAAUCUACCGACGAAUCGUUCGUCACGGCGUCCGAUUGCACCUGUACUCCCCAGUCGCGAUCCUCCUCGUACCACACUGCUUCGGAGUGUCGUGCAUCCCCCUGGUGGGGAGGAGAAUCAACCGAGCGUAGCUCCCUGGAUAAUGAUUCCUCCGAGGAUGCCGACCCGGAAGCGAUGCCUUCGAUUAAAUUACUCUCCGGGGUCGUCAUAACUGCUUCCACGGCUAAUCUAUCCUUCGAUGAAUCCGAGCAUAGCUUCCUUACGCCGACUUCCAGCAGCGAUCAAGCGGAUUCGGACGAUCCGCAGGUAGUUAACUCUCGCCAACAGUUAUCACCGGUAAUCAGUUCUGGAUCGAGCUCGGCGCUCAAUUCAAUCAACCGAAGGGAGAACUUAGCCCUGGCGCUGACCCCGGAAGAGUUAGAACAGAUCGAGAAUGAUAUCCGGAAUAAUAACGUCGUGGCGGAAAGUACGCCCAAGGUGGCCGCCAAACAUCAGCAUAGUUCACCGACUUCGAGCGAAGACAGCGGAAACAGCGGUGAAAGAUUGUACAUCAAAGUUGCUGACCUGCUGCCCAAGUUCACAUUUCUGGGACCCAGUCUGGACGAUGCGUUGAACCUUCAGCGGGAACACGAGCAGCUGCUGCGACAGAUUCAGAACCUACCGACACCGCUGGAAGAGUUCUACCACAAAGUACAGGAAAAAAUUUCAUCCAACCAACGACCCGAUCCGAUUCUGAUCGAAGAAAUGGCCGCCUCUCUCGGUCUGGUAUGGCAGGACGUCAAAAAGAUGCUCCAGGAGCGGCGAGACAUUAUUCUGCUGAAUGUCACCUUUUUCGAACGACUCGGCGAAUGCUACGGAAAAAUGAGCUCACUAGAAGUGGCCUGUAACGACACAAUGAUUCCGAUCGAAAUCGAGGCGGUCCAGGAGUUUCUGGAAUCCUUCAAAUCUCUUCGCACCGAAAUGCUCACCUCAAUCGCCAGUGCCUUAAAGGUAGGCAACCAGCUGCUGGACAGGCUCAGGGAGUUGGCUAACAUCGGUACGCUAGAUUCUCGACCCAACCACAUCAAACAGGACGCCCAGCAUGCCGUCAGUCAGGUGGAACGAUGGUUGGAAGAUCUAUCGAAUCGAAGGAACAAUCUCGAAUUGGCUUGGCAGUCCCGCAAGAAUCAGCUGGAACAGUGCCUCACCCUAGCGAUCCUCGCCAAAGAACUCACCGACAUCGAACACAGUCUGAAUAGUUCCAAAAAUUCAAAUCUCAGUUCCUUCACGUUGGGUGAUUCCUCUGAGCAGGCGCGAGAUUUGCUGGAAGUCUAUCAGAAUCUCAAACCGGAGGCUCUGUUGCUUCGCGAUAAAUCACUGAAAAUCACGAAAGCAACCGAAGAACUCGUUUCCACGGGAUGCUUCGCCGGCGAUGAAGCGUGCUCGAAAGCCUACAGUAUUCUCGCGGCUUGUACGGAGUUCCUGGACGAAAUCGACCAUCGUGAAAGUUUACUAGGUCAGUCCAGAGAAUUCUUCGGUCGAGCCGAGAACCUUCUGAACAAGCUAUCUCGAAUCGAAAUCGAACUCAGCAAUCUUCAAAUGCGACCAAGUUCACCAGCUGCCGCAACUUUGCCGGGUAAAGCCCUGCAGGAAGUUUCCGCAACAGUCGGGGACAUCCUCCAAUCCGGGUACUCACUGAUAGACGACGUCGGUCGAACUAAACCGGAAGUGGCCGGUGUUCAGGAAAUGGUCGAACGAAUAGAGCAGAAGAAGAUUGCCUUCGAACGGUACUGUCUGCAGCAAAGCGAACAGAAUUUACGGCUGACAGAGGCACUGAAUGAUUUCCUCGAACGGUACAAUCAGCUGUUCCGAUGGUUGGAAGAUACACGCCAGGAACAGAUCGUUCAGGGUGACAGUAUUCACGAGAUGGGAGGCAGCUUGGCCGAAGCGAAGGAAUGUUUGCUGUUGCAUCAUCAGCUCCUGAAUGAUUUGGAGAUCAAAGGCAACGAGAUAAACAACCUCCUGGUCCGGCUGACCCCGAGCUUGGAAUAUCUGGAGGACGAACAGCGCGAUGACGUCCAGCAGAAGAUCGACGUCAUCCGGCAGAAGUGGAUCGAGCUGAAAAACUACAUCAUCGCUCGGGUCGAUCUGCUAAAGCUGUACAUUCGAUUCCACCAAGAGGCCGAAACACUGCGCAAUCUGUUCGAAUCAUUCGAGAUCCAGAAGGCAACCUUCCGAAGCGUAGAGCACGAUAAGCCACUACUACAGGCCGCACUGGACAACAGUCGGCAGCAGUUGGGACAAUUGAAAUCGAUCGGAGAGCAGUGCAUCGAUGGGUUGGAGAAGGUCGCGGAUCCCUAUCUGCAGAAAGCUCGCGCAGCGCAGUGCGUCGAUCGGACGCUAACCGAGCUCAGCGCCCGUCAGUUGGCCAUCGGUGAUGAGUGGGAACGCUGGAACGCCCAGCAGCAAGCGGAAAAGAUCCUAAACGAUAUAAUGGCCGCCAACAUGGAGACUCUCGCAGAAGCCACCAAAUUGGAAGAACAGCUCUACCCAAUCUUCAACACCGCUUCGGACAAUCCGGCCGAUCUGAGUGCCUUCAUCGGAUCGAAGCUGAACCAGAUUCAGGCGGAUAUUCGAGCAGCGGAGAAUGAGCUGACGAAACGGUUCGAAACCAUCGAUCAGCUUGCAUCCACCGGGGCGGAAUCCGGCGAGAAGGUGGUUCAGGUGAAAAACAGUUUGAACUCGAUUAAAACCAAACUGCACACGAUCGCGGCUGACUUCCGGGAAUUGGCUUCUGUUGUUGAGCAUUUUCUCCGCUCUGUUUCGACCUGUCGCGAUAACAUCAAAGAUUAUUUCGCCCACAAGCAAACGGUUACCGGGCCGGAAAGUGUCGAAUCCAUCACCAAUAGCUACGAGCAGUUCAAGCAAAAUACGAUGGAGUACUUCCGGAACUUGCUGCAACAAAGUGAGCAGAUCAUCGAGCGAAUCAAAGCGCAGGAACCGCCUGGGGCGAAGGAACAGGAUACGGACAAAAUCAUUACACUGUUGGAGAAUCUGCGGACUUAUUUUGAAACGCAAACCGAGUCGGAAAAUUCGGAACUUCGGAAGCAGCAUGCGGUGAUUGCUUUUGAUAAGAGCCUGAAUGAAGUGCGGACGGAAAUCGGGGCCAAAGUGGAAACGUUGAACCAUGGUCGGGGAAAUUAUGGUGCGAAUGCGGAUGGAGCGAGAUGUAAUCUGGUGGUGAUCGAGAAGUUCGAAUCCGAGCUGCAGGAAUUAAGCUCUAAGAUCGACAACUUCGUCACUGCUUCACAAAGUCUCAGCAGCCAGUAUCCGGAAACAUCACCGUACGUACACUCAGAAGCCACCAAGAUUCGCAACGAGUGGGCCGAUCUGCUAAACAAGACUCAGGAGUACCGGCAGUUGACCACCGUGGCCAUCGAUUACUUCGAGCUGAUUUCCGUGGUGGAAAACAACUACCGCGAUCUGAACGCUGAUCUCAUCAACGCCAACAACAAGCUGUCGAUCUUGAACAACCCGGAUCUAGCUAACGAUCUAGUCCAGCAAAUCGAUAACAUCAUUAAAGCGUACGAGAGUCAACAGUUGGACACGCUAAAGCAGAUAUCCACACUAUCCUCACAGCUGUACGGCCAUGACAGCACCAUAGGACUGUACAACGACAACCUGAAGCUGUUCCAAACAUUCUACAAGAUCAAAAGCGAAAUAAACGAUCGCGCCAAAGAACUCACCGAACAACAGCAGCAACAAGAGACUCAACAGAAUGAGAUAACAACCGUCAAAACAACGACGCUCAGCAGUUUACCAAAGCAACCGUCAAUCGAGAUUCAAACCAUAGACGAAGCACAGUACCUUAAGGAACCACAGCCUCCUUUGGUGAUUCAAACCGUGGAAGAGUCUGUUCACGAACAAAUUCAUGAAAUUAUCACUGCCACCGAACCAGCGGCUUCGCUAACAAUUCCUCAACCCCUUUCGGACGUAACGGUCCAGGAAGGCCAGCGAGUCCAGUUGCAAUGUGUCAUCUUUGGUCAUCCACCACCAGCCAUCGAAUGGUUCAAAGAUGGGAUAAGCAUCCAAAAUAAUCCCGACUACAAAACCUCAUUCGAAAAUGGCCUCUGCGCACUAACCAUCGACGAAACGGUAACAGCCGAUUCGGCUGAGUUCCUGUGCAGAGCGAUCAACGAGGCCGGCAUCGCGGACACCGCUGGACGACUCACCGUCACCGAACUGGCACCGGUGCCACAGCCCCAAGGGCUGCCACCGGUUUUCGUUCAAAAACUCAACAAUAGCAGCGCCGUCGAAGGUCAACCGUUCCAAUAUUCCUGCACCGUCACAGGUAAUCCCCUGCCCGUGGUUCACUGGUACAAGAAUGACACAUGCAUAGACACUUCACCCGACUACAAGAUCUCGUUCGACCCGGCAAGUGGCGUGACGGUGCUUCGCUUCGAACAGGUGUUCCUCGAAGAUCAGGCCCGGUACACCUGCCGGGCGAGCAACGAGUGUGGCGCCGAUGAAACCGGGGCCGAACUGGCCGUUGAACCCCUGGAACCAACGGAGUAUCCAAGCUUCGCAGUCCCACUGUCCAACGUGAUGGCCCGCGUGGGCCAGAAAAUCAAACUGGAAGCCGAAGUCAGUGGCACUCCGCCGCCCGAGGUCAUGUGGAGCCACGAUGGAAAACAUUUCACCAACCGGGAAGUGAAGUUCUUCUACGAAAACGGCAGAGCGCAAUUGGUCAUAGACGAGGCAUUCCUGAAGGAUGCUGGUGUCUACACGCUAACUGCCAAGAAUAUCGCCGGUGAAAAGUCCUGCUCGUGUAAUGUUGUUGUGAAAGGUCGGCUCCCUCACGAAACGUCCGAUUCCGAAUUAGCCAGUGAUAUGGAACCAGUAAAACCGUCCGUCCAGCUCCAGCUCAAGGAUGUGGCAGUGUUCGAAGGAAAACCGGUCCGCCUGGAUUGCGUGAUCAUCGGUCAGCCGGAACCGGAAGUGAUCUGGUACCAUGCCGAACGGCCCGUCAAGGAGUCCACCGAUUUUCAGCUACUCUUCCAAGGUGAUCGCUGCUCGCUGGUGAUACGUGAGGCAUUUCAAGAAGAUGGUGGCGAGUAUCGUGUUGUCGCUAUUAAUAGCGCUGGUGAAGCUUCGAGCAAGUGUAAUCUAAUUGUAACACCACUGAACAUCGCGGAACCAGCCGUACGUCAACCGGCCGAACGGGUCCUGCCCGUGCUGGGAGCGCCACCCAAGUUCGAGCGGUUGCUAAGUGACAUCCUCGCCACGGAUGGAGAAAAGUGCCAGUUCGAGUGUGCCGUCAGUGGUGAUCCCAGGCCGAGUAUCAGGUGGUUCGUGAACAAUCGUGAAAUCGAAGAAAAUCCAAGGGUGCGAUCGGUGUACCGUGAGGACGGGGUUGUGAAGCUGAUCAUCGAACAGGUGUUCCCGGAGGAUAAGGGAGUGUAUACGGUGAAAGCCUUUAAUCCAUCCGGGGAAGCGAAGUGUUUCUCGAAUCUGAUCGUGAAGUCGGUUAAUGCGCCGGAGUUUGAAACCGUGCCGGCAUUCCUGAGCGAUAGUGUUGUGUGUCCGACGUUUAAGGAACUGUUUGCCGAUCGUACCGUGAAGCUGCACGACUCGACGAAGUUUGAGUGUAUAGUUGUGGGUAAACCGCAGCCAAAGAUUCGAUGGUUCUUCAACGAUAGGCCAGUGCAGGGACAUGAUUUUCUAGUGUCGACUAGUGGAGAUCGUCAGGUGCUGGCAAUUCCGGAGGUCGUGCCGGAGUUGGCUGGUAAGAUCACUUGUCUGGCCGAGAACGAAGCUGGUCACGCACAGUGUGUGGCGUUUAUCAAACUGGCGGAUGUGUUUGGAGCGGUACCCUUUCAACCGCAGACCAUGGCUGAAUCGAUGCUUCAGGUUGACAAUACUGGUUCGUCAACGGUGACGCUUCAGAAGCAGGUAACCACUUCAACCUCGUCCUAUUCCUCCUCGACGCUGGUCGAGAACGGAGUGUCCCAAUCCGAGGUCCACGCGCAAUCCGCUCAUUUGGAUCGCUCGUUCAAGAAAGUCGGUGAUAAACCUCCGGAAGUGUCGGAAUCGAAGCAGUUCUCGCAGUUCCAUCAAUCGAACGAUCUGCCGCCGUCGAUUCAGCAGGAAUCCUCGAUCAUUAAUAUCGCUAACAACAACACCUCCGAAAUGCACGAAACGAUCAUCGCUAAUUCGGGUCAGAUCAGCACCGGCAAGCCAGCUAGACGCAGUUCGGCACCCCGCUUCGUAUCGCCGUUCAAUGGCAAGAUCGUCGAUCAAGGAGCCGACGUGGUGUUCGAGGGAAUCAUCGACGGGUAUCCGACGCCCGAAGUGAGCGUUACGAAGAAUGACGCCCAGCUGCAGCCGGACGGAGAGCGUAUCAGUUUGUCCUAUUCGCUCAACAAGAUCGUACUCGAGCUGAAGAACGUAUCGACCAACGACGCAGGACGUUACACCGCUACGGCAUCGAACGCGGCCGGUGCCACAUCGACCACCGCCGAUCUGGUCGUCAAAAAGUCUAUAUUUCCACCGGUGUUCGGUAGACGCCUGCAGGCCCAGAGUGUCAACCGUGGUGAUCGAGUUAUCCUGAGCGCCGAAGUGACGGGAACUCCGGAACCGACCGUGUACUGGUUCAAGGAUAACCAACCCGUUCAGGACGCACUGCUUCCGGGAAGUUACGCCCUACAACAGGUUGGCCCUUGCUUCAAGCUGAUCUUCGAUCAGAUUGAUCUGGCUGACGCCGGGAAGUAUAUGGUACUGGCCAAGAACGGUGGCGGUGAAGCGCAGAGUAUUGCCGACAUUGCUGUGCUGGAUGCGGAACCUGUGCCACAGCUGCCGCAACAACAACAAUCGCAGAAACGUGUUUCCUUCGUGGACGUACAGCAGCCACCGCCCGAUGAACCGCGCGAAAGCAUUCCCGGUGAGUCGGGUUUCACUGCCCAUCAAGAGUUUUCAGCUGAAUCAAAGCUACAAGGUCCAUCCACAGAGUCCACGAUCGUAACCGAAACGCGUCGUACGACCGAGGCCACUAUGCGAAUGGAGCACAAGAUCAGUUUUCCCGAUCUGCCGGUUACAUUCUCACAGCGCACACAAACACCCACGAUUCCCCAGGUGUCCGAAGGAACGAUGGUACAGACUGACCUACAGACAAGCGCUACAAACACAGACCGGGUAGCGACACAAAUUCGAGCAACUCAAACACCAAUACCACUACAAAUGCAGCCUCCACCACAGCUGUGUAAGACUGAGGCCACACAAACUACCCCACAGGUGGAACCGAAACCGGUAGAAGAACUCAAAACCGAAACCAAGCGGAGUGCGUUCCAAUUCUUCGAGAAAAUCACCUCGAAUGGAACGUCUGAAUCUCCGGUAGCGCCUCCAGCGCCAAUACCAAAGCCCAAAUCAUUCAAACCACUUAAAACACCAGUUGCUAUCGAUCAGACACAUCAGUUGGUAGGUCCAGAAAGACUCAUCUAUCAAGCGUACUCUCCCGGUCAAGAUAUAAACAGCUAUCAGCCACCGGCAACUCAAACCUCAUUCGGUCCAUCCUUUGAACAGUCAUCAACAAGCGAAACAACGACCUCCAGUAGCUAUCAAACGACCAAAAAGGUCGAGUUCCUUCAGCCACGAGCUGUCACCAUACCGACUCCUCCGAUCUAUCACCAAGAACCGCAUCCUUCGAUAUCCGAAACGCCCCUCAUUCCGAAACACGACCCGACUCCUUCCCUCCGAAUUCCCAAGAUCGUAGCCCAAGAGGUACCCAUCAUUCGACCACAAGCAACCACCACACCACAUCCGGAGCGAGCACGUAGCUCGUCUCCUCGUCCAUCGGCGGAAGCCAUCGCAAUGGAGAGACUAUGGACCGCUCCAAAAACAUCCGGCUUCGUCACAUUACCACGCACCAAGUCAUCAACCACUUCUUCUACUGCUUCCACUACUGCUCGUAAACAAUCACUCGAGGAUAGUAAACGCUCAACGCCUAAAUCCGAAUUUCAGCCAGUGCAGAACAACUUCUGUAGCCAACAACAACAACAACAGCAGCUGAAUCAACAACAGCAGAUGUAUUCGUCGUUUUCUUCGACUCACCAGUUCCAGCAGUCGUCAAUGUCUCAGCAACAAUACUCGCAAUCGAUGCAAUAUCAACCGUUCAAACCGUCCGAACCAGCUCCGAUCCAAGCACCUCAACCAACUUUUGCCCCAGCCCCCGCACCAACUUUCGUUCCAGCGCCGCAACCUGUCCCAAUACCUAAAACCUUCGUUCCCGCACCAGCUCCCGUACAGGUCUUCGUACCAAAACCUCAACCUGCUCAACCACCCAAAACGUUCACCCCGGCACCAGCUUCCCAACCUUUCAAGCCUACACCGCAACAAUUUGCACCCGCUCCAGCACCUGUAGCACCAAAAUUCAAGCCAGCGCCAGCUCCCGAACCACCGGUCCAUCACUCCCUAGCUUCAGCUCCGUCUAACGUAACGUUCAUUUCUGGACCAUCCUACAAUCAAACCCCGCAGCCGUUCAAGCCACUCCCUCCACCUUCCAUCACGCCCAGCCAACAGCACUACUCCUCCACUCCGCUCGAUUUCCAACCGAUCCAGACGGCCGCCUUCGAUCCAAGUCCGCAGACCUUCGCUCCGACUCCGGCUCCCCAAACCUUCACUCCAGCCCCUGAACCAUACGCUCCAGCUCCUAUCCCACAAUCCUACGCUCCAGCUCUCGAACCCUUCCCGCCAACGGCAAUUCCUCACUACCAACCGGAGCCGCAACCGCCUCAGUUCACAGACUUUGCCCAGGAGCAACAGUACUACGAACAGCAGGAGGAAAUCUACAAGAAAAAAUCGGUCAAGGAAACGAAGCAACUGUUCGAGCAGUCGCUCAAGCAGCAGGACACCUACGAUCUGAAAGCCCCCCGUAUGAUCCAACAGAUGGCCUACUCGCCGGCGAAAGCACCCCUCACUCUACCGUCCGACUUUGGCUACACCCCGGCCGAAAUAGGACUCGAACCGGGACCGCAGCCGACGAUCGGUUACGCUCCGAAGCUGUCGUCGAACGAACGCAAGAGCUCCUACUAUCGUGAGAAGAUCGAACAGUCACUGUUCGAGAGCAUGGAUAAAGUGCCGGAACGUGUUCCGGCUGGCGGUGUCAAGAUUAUCCCGCCAAGCCCCCGCAAAAAGCCACCAGCGGGACAGUCGGAUACCGCCGGGAUCGCUCCUGGCUCGUUCGAGCAGCCAUCGGAAGCGGCGAAGAGUACGCCAACCGUUGGAGGCGCCAAGAGUCCCUUCACGGCGACCGAGAGUGAGUACGAGAGCGAUAUGGACGUGAGCAGGAAGAUGAACGGAGUUAGCGGCUAUUUGGCCGAUACGGAGGAGGUCCAGAAGACGGUUUCGUUCAGCGAGCAGAAGUUUGAGAGCUACAGUACCAGCAGCAGCACGAAGAUCGAGAGCGGAGGUUUGGUGAUUGGUUCAAGCGAGGUACAUGAUGAACAGAAGGCGGUGGAAUCGAAGGUUGAGGACGCAUCGGUUGCGGCAGCAUCGACCGUGACCAAUGAUGUCAGUGCCGAAGAUCAACAACCGCCUCAACAACAACAACAACAGUCAGAGCAGAAAGUAGUCACCGAAGAGACGAUCAAGGAAUCCCGAACGGUCGAAGAAGGAAUUAAGAACUUCCUCACCAACAACGACUUGCCGGAAGAUUUGCAACCUGUCAAGGUACUGCCAACGGAGGAGCCACUUCCAACGCUCAAGAAGGUACCAGUUCCAGCAGCCGUUCAACCAGAGCCACAACCAGAACCGGUCCCAGAACCUGCAGCACCCGAACCAACUCCAGCCGUUGAGCCAACACCGAUCUUCACCCCCUCUCAAGCUCCCCAACAAAAUGGUUAUCCUUCGGCGAGUGAUUACGAGAGUGACUUCGAGAAGAAGGCUACUACUCCUGUGUGGAAACCGACCCCAACCGGUCCAGCCGAUCUGGCUUACAAACCGGUCCAUCCGGUGUUCAACCCACCGAAACCACACGAAACUGGUCCGGCUGCUGCACCGCCAUCAGUAUUUGAUCCGAUCGAUAAAAUUAAACAAGCUCCCGUACUCAGCGAAACGCCCAAGAUCGAAAAACCAACGCCCAUCAGCUACUCCCAAAGUCAAAGCACUCAGCAGUCCUUCCAGCAACAGAAUAGUUCUUCCUUCAAAUCCUACCAACAGCAAAGUUAUCAACAACAAAGCUACCAACAGCAGAGCUAUCAAUCCUUCCCAUCGGUAGAACCAAAACCGGCACUAUACUACACCUCCGUCACCGGCGAACCAGUUCACAACACGAUCGCAACCGAAACCUCCAACACUCUGCACAUGAAGGAAAUGACAGAAUCAAGCAAUCGCGUCGUCAACAUGUCCCAAACUCAACGUGUCAUCAACCUGGAACCCGCCCCUCAGUACGCUAACCAACCACAGAAACAGGAUCAUCAACCGAUCACCAUCACACAGCGACCGGGUCGUUUCACUCCGGGAGAGUUCCGCGACAGUGAUCACGAAUUCGACGGAACGCGCAUCCGCCCGAUGUGGACGCCCAACCCGUCGGACAGUGACGAACCACACUACCGCAGCGUCAGACCCAACUUCAAACAAUCGCGAUCGGCCAGCGUCCCACGAUCAUCAGCUGAACGAAUCCAAACCCCCAUGGAGUUCGAUGUCGGUCCAGUACUGAUGCCGUCGAAAAUCGAUCUCAGCAGUCUGGUUCAACCCAUCCAAUCACAACAAACGCAACAACAACAAUCAUCCGAAUCGGUUCAAGUCCUGCAAACCCAAACCCUGAACCGUCAGUCCUCGUUCUCGGCGAAACGACUGGCAACUUCGCACGUGUCCAACCUGCGUGACGAUAUGGCUGUGAAAGCGCACCGAGUGGCCCCGAUCAACUACAUCCAGAAGGCAACCAACCAGGCGGAAAGUAUGUCACAAUCCUUCAAAACCAAGGCGUACCACUUUAGCAACGAGGUGAUGACCGACAUGCGGAAGACUCCGAUCAAACCGAUCCUGAAGAAUGCCUACGGUUAUCAGGUUCCGGUAGAACCCGCUGCUGCUGCUGCCGCAGCAGUUCCGACACCGGCUCCGCCGGCCAGCAACGCUCAGGCCUACCGAGAGGAAUCGAGGGUGUCCCAGUACGGCACCAAACACGUCGAUCCGGAUACCGGAAUCAUCUACUUCAAGUACGAUUUCGGGUACGAAUUCGGUAUAAUCUUCCCGGGCGAAGGUCACCGGAUCGCUGUUGGAGGCGGUAGCAGUAAAAAACAACAGCCGCUUGCCACCGGUAGCAGCAACCAGGAACAAAAACCAAAACAUCCCCUCUAUCUAAGCCCUGCUCCGUUCGGAUCGCACGGUGCUCACUCGCUGGAGGUUCCGGUACUACACGAACGUACCAAGGACUACUAUCGGAACUGUGCCAGUCCGACAGCACCGUUCCGCCGGUCGGCUUCCGUUCCGGCGACGGACUUGCAGGACAGCCGGUAUCAGCAGCGGUACAGCUACCCAACGGGAGCGGGAACCGGAACCGGUAGUGGACGGUCGACACCACGCGUCGAAAGUUUUAGGACUUCGUCCUCCUGUUGUACCACUCCAGAUCAAUCAGCUCAGGGAUACAAUCGUUCCACAACUAGCACACCGAGGCACCCGCAGGAUCCGGCCAUCGCCACCAAGCAACCGUUGUUCGUCGCUCCGCUGAAGGACAUCGCCGUCGUCAGUGGACAGCCGGCACGUUUCGAGUGCAUCGUAGCAUGCGAUGCUACACCAUCGAUUCGCUGGGCCAAGAACAAUGUGCCGAUCGACGAGAGCAGCCAGACGCACUACCCGGAGUACAGGAACGGUGUCUGCCGCCUGUCGCUUCCAGUUGCCUACGAGGGUGAUGCCGGUAAAUACUGCUGCGUGGCCGAGAACCAUCUGGGUCAGACGCAGACCGGCGCCGAUUUGACCGUCAUCAGCAGCAACUGGAGGGCAGCAUCUGCUGCGACGGAUUACUAAGGGGAUGGGACUUUGUUUUAGCAAUGCGCAGGAGAGCCUAGAGUAAGAGGCCAGUACUCUGGCUACAGGAGAUGUCAAGAAUACUCAAAUGUUUUAACCAAAGAAGGAGAGAAUGGGAUUCAAUUAACCAAUUCGAACAGAUAAAUUACUCAAAAAGUAGACUAACACAGAUGAAGGGAAUUAGAAAAAAAGAAAUCGACUCAUGCAUCAGCAAAGGCCAAAUUAACUAAUCUGAAAAAUGCCAAGCAGGGAGAAACGAAAGAAAAGAAUAAUAUGUUUGUUUUUAUUAUUUUAGUAGUAAGCUUUUUUCCUUAGGUAACCAUGCCGAUAUAAACAGAGAAAAGUAUCGUUUUUCGAAAACUACUUUUUCAUUUAUGUAAAGUGUUGCUUUUACUCGUUGUCUAUUUAGUGGUUCUAUUAUUAUUAUUUUGCUUAUUUGUUUACGAAAUGUAAAAAAAUACCUAGAAUAUUUAAUUCGAUUUGAACAUUUCUUGAAACAAUGUCUAUGAAAAAACAAAAUAAAAAAUUGUUUUUAAUCGAUUUUAUUUUACAGCAAUGGCAUUUCAACGCUAUUUGUUAUUGAAGCUCUUUCAAGCAAUCGUUUGGACAAAAUAUGAAAAAAUAAACAAAAAAAAACUAAAUUUGCCAACUCUGCGAAAAAUACCACAAUAAAAAAAUCGAAAUGAACAUUUAAAACCUCUCAACCGAAUAAAAAGUAAUGUUUAAAUAGUUUUGAAGUGAAAAUACGGAUAAACAUGUGAAAAUGCUCCAUUUUAUAUGCUAGUUAUAAUGAACAUACACAUACACACACACUCAUUUUAUUUAUUCUCCUAUCUGUAAUCAGCUUGUCCCUCUUCCCGCCCCACUCAUUCGACACCGACAUUUGGGAAUAAAGUGCAGCAGAUAUUAUUUUGUAAACAGAUUGAUUGAAUAAAUCGAAACUAUUUAAAUAAAGUAUAGCCACUGAGCGGAAUUGAAAGAAACUGUA
Topomyia yanbarensis is the source of this 15436-nucleotide messenger RNA. RefSeq names its product titin (gene zormin). NCBI's taxonomy places the organism in Eukaryota, Metazoa, Arthropoda, Insecta, Diptera, Culicidae. The transcript has 24 exons. The record is from RefSeq and is a predicted model, not a curated record. The coding region runs from base 151 to 14448 and encodes 4765 amino acids.